Nelumbo nucifera (sacred lotus) is the source of this 1183-nucleotide messenger RNA. RefSeq lists its product as uncharacterized. Gene Ontology annotation, biological process: translation. The record is from RefSeq and is a predicted model, not a curated record. Gene Ontology annotation, cellular component: ribosome. NCBI's taxonomy places the organism in Eukaryota, Viridiplantae, Streptophyta, Magnoliopsida, Proteales, Nelumbonaceae. Gene Ontology annotation, molecular function: structural constituent of ribosome.
CCCCUCUUUCUCUCUCUCGGUCAUGCCUAACUGAUCCGUACUGGCUUGAGGGUUUUCCUUGUGGGCCUAUCAAGCCUCGGACUCUCUCUCUCUCGGUCAUGUUCCCUUUCGGUUUUCUUUUUCAUCUUCAAUCUCACGUCUGGCGGUAGUUCCCUACCAACGUGCAACGGCGAGCCGGACGAAAAUCUCUGCGAGGGUUGCAUCUAGCUUAUAUUUGUUUGAAACUGGGAUAAGAAGCAUAGGGAAGCAAAAGUUUGUUACUGUACCAUUACUGUUUUGAAGCGUGACAUUCUGAAGCAGGAAUAAAGUUGCAUAAAACGGAAAAAUGAAUAUGAUGAAUCUUGCAACAAGACUCUGUAGACAAGUAAAUCUCAAAGAACUGGUUUCACAAAUUCCUGUGUAUAGUGGCCCUAAUGGUGCUGCUGGAGGAGGAUUGAGCUUGAUGAUCAGACGUUGGGCUACAAAAAAGUCAGCUGGAUCCACGAAGAAUGGCAGAGAUUCAAAACCAAAGAAUCUUGGAGUGAAGAAAUUUGGGGGAGAGAGAGUGCUACCUGGAAAUAUAAUAGUUCGCCAGCGUGGUACCCGUUUCCAUCCAGGCAACUAUGUAGGGAUGGGGAAGGAUCACACCCUCUAUGCUUUGAAAGAAGGGUGUGUCAAAUUUGAACGUCACAAGCUGAGUGGUCGCAAGUGGGUUCAUGUUGAACCCAAGGAAGGGCAUGUACUACAUCCUGUUUACACAAAUGUUACUGCUUCUAAAUCGAAGACAACUGUUUGAGUCCAAGCUUCCCUGUUGAAGUUGGUGUUAGAGACGGGGAUGCAACUCUUAUAGGAGUGGUUUAUUCUUCUGGGGCUUUAGUUAGGCUCGUAAUAAUGUCUUCCAGGAUGAAAUUCUUUGGAUGGGCCAAAACAUGGAGGUACCAAAUUUUCUUGCAUUUUUUGUUUUUGUUUUAUUUUCUCUUUUGUGGCUUUUGUUCUUUGUCAUUAUUGUAUUCCCUUAACAAUAUUUGGUUCUUUUUUUUUUGAGUUGUAAAUGGAUCGGAUUUAAUCUGAUUCAACCUUGAACCCAAUUAGUUUAACUGUUUAAGCCGGAUUCAGGUAUUUUAACCAUAAACAGAAUGGAUGGGAUUUGAGAAUGUGAUCCAUAUAGUAAUUGAUCUGAUCCACUAAGAUCUGAUUUGAUUAA